Molecule: messenger RNA, 1367 nt
Organism: Pseudomyrmex gracilis
Lineage: Eukaryota; Metazoa; Arthropoda; Insecta; Hymenoptera; Formicidae
Product: interferon-inducible double-stranded RNA-dependent protein kinase activator A homolog
Exons: 7
Coding region: 205-1344 (379 amino acids)
Source: RefSeq, a predicted model, not a curated record
AAUAACUUCACAGAUAUCGUAGAGCUACGAACGAGGAAGGGAUUCUCCGCUAGCCAGUGAACCAUUUUUCUGUCGUCAAACGGAUCAAGCUUUUUGUGAGACGGAUCGAUCACAAAAAGCGGGAUUCGCUUUUCGCAUAGGAAUUGGCCUGUCGUGGAGCCAACUAAAUACGCAGCACGUUCCUCUUAAAAAUCCAAUAUUAAGAUGGAAGAAAUGCAACAACAAGUUGGGCCUAACAUGAUGCCUGGCGUGGGUGGCCUUCCUAACCAUUCAAAUAACGUUAAUCGUCGUAAUAGAGUUCGCGUAACAUUGCAUACCAUGAUGUUAGAGAAAUUGCCAUUACACGAAGCAGCGCGUUUGGAAAUGAAGGCAUUACCCAGCAAAACACCUGUCUCUGUUCUUCAAGAAUUACUUUCUCGUAGGGGCACAAUACCAAAAUAUGAAUUGGUCCAAAUUGAGGGAGCUAUUCAUGAGCCUACCUUUAGAUACAGAGUCACUGUUGCUGAUGUUGUUGAUCCAAUUGUUUCAGCAAUGGGUACUGGUAGAUCUAAAAAGGAAGCGAAACAUGCUGCUGCUAAAGCUGUCUUGGAUAAAUUAAUAGGCGUAAAUACAGAAACUUCAGAAUCUCCUCUUCCAAAUAGUAUACCUGACUCUCAAAAUUUGCAAGAACUGCAAGCAUAUGGAGAAGAGAAAGUAGUAAAUAAUCCAAUUGGAGCUUUACAAGAAAUGUGUAUGUCUCGUCAUUGGCCACCACCAAAAUACACAAUGGAAGGUGAAGAAGGCUUGCCUCAUGAGAGACAAUUUACUAUUGUUUGUUCAAUUUUGAAAUAUCGCGAAGUUGGUCAAGGAAAAAGUAAAAAAGUUGCGAAGAGACAUGCAGCUCAUAAAAUGUGGCAAGCCUUACACGAUAUGAAUAACCAAACUCCUAAUGUGGAUGAGGAUGAGAUUGUGCAAAGAAAUGCAAAUGUGAGCGCCCGUUAUGCUGAUCUGAAAGGUAGCAAAAUCUCGACAUUGACAUCAGUACAUAGUAUCCAAGUAUCAAAAUUUCACAAGAGUCUCAAGUCAUCUACAGGUGUUAAGCUUUUCCAACUGCAGAAUACUUGUUUCAAUGAUGGGGAUGUAAAUUUGGUACAAUUCUUGCAAGAAAUCGCAUCAGAGCAGCAGUUUGAAGUCACUUAUGUUGAUAUUGAGGAAAAAUCUAUCAGUGGUAAAUUCCAGUGCCUUGUGCAACUGUCUACCCUGCCAGUGGCAGUUUGCUAUGGUUGCGGUGUGACCAGUAAAGAUGCUCAAGCCAGUGCUGCUCAGAAUGCCCUGGAAUAUCUCAAAAUCAUGACCAAGAAGUGAGCCAGCGCUUUGCUCCUGCCAGA